Molecule: messenger RNA, 2161 nt
Organism: Pelmatolapia mariae (spotted tilapia)
Lineage: Eukaryota; Metazoa; Chordata; Actinopteri; Cichliformes; Cichlidae
Product: sodium/hydrogen exchanger 2-like
Exons: 13
Coding region: 1-2148 (715 amino acids)
Biological process (GO): proton transmembrane transport; potassium ion transmembrane transport; sodium ion import across plasma membrane
Cellular component (GO): plasma membrane
Molecular function (GO): potassium:proton antiporter activity; sodium:proton antiporter activity
Source: RefSeq, a predicted model, not a curated record
AUGGCUGCUCUGUGGACUCUCUCUCUGCUGCUCUCUGCCAGUCUGCUGGGCUGUCUGGCCGUGACCUCUCCCGAUGGGAGCCCUCUGCCCCACAAUCUGCCCCCCUCGCUGGGCACCAACAGUAGCGAUGGCAGCCUGUCUGUGGAUCUGCCCAUGGCUCUGAGGGUGUUCAGCAUGGACUAUCACCACGUGCAGGCUCCCUUUGAGAUCGUGCUGUGGAUCAUGCUGGCCUCACUGGCCAAGCUGGGCUUCCACUGGUCAGGUCGAGUCCCUGCAGUCGUCCCCGAAAGCUGCGUCCUCAUCAUGGUGGGCCUCCUGGUUGGAGGUGUGAUCUAUGGGGUGCGCCACUCUGCUCCACCGACUCUCAGCGCCGAUGCUUUCUUCCUCUUUCUGCUGCCACCCAUCGUGUUAGAUGCGGGAUACUUCCUGCCAGGCAGGCUGUUCUUUGAAAACCUUGGUACAAUCCUCUGGUAUGCAGUGCUGGGGACCUUAUGGAACGUCCUGGGCAUCGGCCUGUCUCUGUACGGUGUUUGCCUGCUGGCUCAGAGCUCUCUAGGAGAUGUCUCUCUGCUCCACUGCCUGCUGUUUGGCUCCCUGAUCGCUGCUGUAGACCCAGUGGCGGUGCUUUCUGUUUUCCAAGAGAUGCAAGUUAACGAACAGCUGCAUAUCCUGGUGUUCGGAGAGUCACUGCUCAAUGACGCCGUCACUGUGGUGCUCUACAAGCUUUUUGAGUCCUUCCUCCGUCUGCCAUCAGUGUCAGGACUGGAUGUUUUGCUGGGGGGUUGCAGGGUGGUGGUGGUGGGAAUCGGAGGCUUGUGUGUAGGUCUCUUCUUCGGCCUGCUGGCAGCCCUCACCUCACGUUUUACCUCCAGGGCCCAAGUCAUCGCCCCGCUCUUUGUCUUCCUCUAUUCCUAUUUGUCUUACCUUACCUCAGAGAUGCUUCACCUCUCUGGGAUCAUGGCCAUAGUGACCUGUGCUGCUACAAUGAAACAGUACGUGGAAGCGAAUGUGUCGGAGCGCAGCAACACCAGCAUCCAGUACUUUCUGAAGAUGUGGAGUAGCGUGAGCGAGACCUUAAUCUUCAUCUUCCUGGGAGUGUCCACCAUACAGGACAUCCACAUGUGGAGCUGGCCGUUUGUGUGCUCUACGCUGCUGCUCUGUCUCAUCUGGAGGGCCACGGGCGUGCUUCUGCUGACCGCUUUUGUGAACAAGCUCCGGAGGAACGCCGUGACCUUCCGAGACCAGUUCAUCAUCGCCUACGGUGGCCUGAGAGGGGCAAUUUGUUUUUCCCUGGUCUUCCUGAUUGAUGACUUCCCAAAGAAACGACUCUUCAUCACCACUACGAUUGUGGUCAUUCUCUUUACUGUCUUUGUACAGGGGAUGACCAUCAAGCCUCUGGUGGAGCUACUGUAUGUGAAGAGGAAGAAGAGAGCUCUGCCUACUCUCAGCGAGGAGAUCCACAGCAGGCUCAUAGAUCACCUGGUGGCAGGGAUAGAGGACGUGGUCGGCUACUGGGGGCAGCACUACUGGAAAGACAAGUUUGAGCAGUUCAACAAGAAGUACCUUCGUCGUUUCCUCAUCCGUAACGACCGCCAGGCUAGCUCCAGCAUCCUCAGAGUUUACCAGGAGCUGGAGAGACGGGAGCAGAGGGGAGUCGAGGAGGAGGCCCCGCCGAUAGUGGAUCUUCGCUCCCAAGGGCGACCUCUGCUACCGGAGGAGAUGGAAAGCAUCAGGCGCAUCCUCUCAAGAAACCUCCAAAACUUCAACAACAAGCAGACACCAGCCUACAGCAGACACACCCUGCACCAGGACACAUCGGUGGACAGAACAAGGAAACCCCUUUACAGACACCAAAGUCUGGGAGAAAGAUACUCAUACAACACAAUCACACACUUUCAGGGGGAGGAUGGUGGGCUAAGUGAGCCACAGAGAGUGAGAACUGGACUUAGCAGAUCUCACACAGUGUGCUCCAUAAGCCCACGAUCCACUCUCCUGGACUCCUCAGACUCAGCUGGCCCGGCUCAGACUAGAUCAACGGAUCCAAAAGCUGCUAGAGAAGACCUAGUCUUUCCAAAACAUCAGGAAACCGUGGAGAGAGCCGCCAGGAAACACCUCAGCUUUGUUUUGGAGAAUGAGAAGCAGCAAUGAAUGCAGACUGUGA